Naumovozyma dairenensis CBS 421 is the source of this 1605-nucleotide messenger RNA. It is a transcript of the gene RRN3, whose product is annotated as rDNA-binding RNA polymerase I transcriptional factor. The coding region runs from base 1 to 1605 and encodes 534 amino acids. Gene Ontology annotation, biological process: transcription initiation at RNA polymerase I promoter. Gene Ontology annotation, cellular component: nucleus. NCBI's taxonomy places the organism in Eukaryota, Fungi, Ascomycota, Saccharomycetes, Saccharomycetales, Saccharomycetaceae. Gene Ontology annotation, molecular function: RNA polymerase I core binding; RNA polymerase I general transcription initiation factor activity. The record is from RefSeq and is a predicted model, not a curated record. The transcript has a single exon.
AUGGAAAAUUUUAACAUUCUAUUAGAUAUUCUGUCGAACAAUAUUAAUCGCAUCGAUUCUACGAAUGGGAUCAUGUUAAUUCAAAAUAUUAUAAACUUUGAGAAAUGGUGGGAAUUACCAUCAUUAACUCUAAGUAAAUAUGUAUUUUUCAUUAAGAUUCUUUGUUCCAGUGUCCCCAAAUGGUGGCAAGAUGUUUCAAUGAUCUUAAUUUCAAAUUUUACUUUAUCUAUCAAGAUGACUCAAUGUCAUCAUGAUAUGCUUAAAUAUUUCUUAAGAAUGAUCCCUUCUUCAAUGGGAUUUAUUGACUCUUAUUUGACUAGGUUCUUCCCUAAUAAGAAUGAUACCAGUUCAAAAACUGUCAAUUAUAUUGCUAAUCUUUUGUUUUUAACUGAAUAUUGUAAAGAACUGAAGUUUCAAAUUUGGUCUUUACUUGUAGAAAGAAUUAUUUCCAUUGAUGUGGAAUUACAAAAUGAAUUAGAUGAAUUGGAUGAUGAAAUUGAAGACGAUUUAGAAGAAGAAAUUGAAAAUGAUAUCGAAUCAGAUGAUGAUGAAGAAGAAGGUGAUGAUCAUAUGAAGAGUGACAGUGAAGAAGAAGACGAAGAGGCAGCUUCAGAUAAUGAAGAUGAAGAUGAAGAUGAAGACGAAGAUGAAGAAGGUGAAGAAUAUAAUAUUGAAGCAACACAAGGUAUCAAAGAACUUUCGACUAAAUUAGAUUCGAUACUCACACUGAUAACGGAACAUAUUUCUAAUGCAUUAACUCCAGAAAGUCUGGAGACCGGUGAUGGAGUAGCACUUUUCAACACAUUAACAACGUUAUUCAAGACCCAUGUCUUACCUACAUACUACACAAGAUCCAUCCAAUAUAUCAUGUUCCAUAUUUCUCAACAACAGUUAGAAUUGAUGGAUUCAUUUUUGGUGACUUUGAUUGAUAUAGCAUUUUCUCCCAAUGAAGCAGCAGAGAAAAAAAUCAAGUCAUUACAAUACUUGGGAUCAUACAUUGCUCGUGCUAAAAAAUUAUCAAGAACACAGAUUGUAUUUGUUGCCAGUUAUCUAACAUCGUGGUUAAAUCGUUAUGUCAUUGAAAGAGAAGAGGAAGUGGAUCAACCUGGUGGGAUGGAAAGGUUUAAACAAUUUUAUGCUGCAUUCCAAUCCUUAUGUUAUAUAUUCUGUUUUAGACAUAAUCUUUUCCGGGAUUGCGAUGGUGAAUGGGAAUGUGAAUUAGACAAAUUUUUCCAAAGAACGAUUAUAUCGAAAUUUAAUCCUUUGAAAUAUUGUAAUGAAAAUGUUAUGUUAAUGUUUGCCAGAAUUGCUCAACAUGAGGAUGUGGCAUAUUGUUUUAGUAUAAUUGAAAAUAAUAAUAAUGAAAGAUUAAGAGGGAUAAUUGGUAAAGUGGAUACAUCUAAGAGGGACACAUCCGAUUUUGUUAAGGUGGGGACUGUCUCAUCCACGUGGUCUCUAGCAACGAGACAACAAUUCAUUGAUUUACAGAGUUAUUUCCCAUAUGAUCCAUUAUUUUUAAGGAAUUAUAAAAGAAUGAUGAAAGAAUAUUAUAUUGAAUGGAGUGAGGCCAGCGGGGAUUUGGAGAGCGAUGAAUCAGAUGAUUAG